CAAAAUAAUCCUGACGUAACAUCUAUCUUUCUUUUCAACGACGAUCACAAUCAUGAACUACGACCUCAAUACAUACGUCGCUGUAACCCUAGCACCAAACUCUCCUUUCCUCGGCGCGCCUUCUUCGUUAUCUACAGUCCAUCCUGCUCUCACUCACGUCGGUCAAGUGGGACAAUUGCACGAUGUUCAGCUCGUGAGCGUGCCAAAAGAAGAUUGGAGUAAUAUUGGAGACGAUAUCUUGGCUUCUCUCAAGGGAUCUGAAGGAGUUUCGAGCGUCAGUGUCCAAGAACUGAGACAGCGCACGAAGAGAGGCGGUGAUGAACUAUAAUGGAACGGAGAAGAUGAAAGAGAUUGGUCCGAGGAACAUCAUUGAAAUGUACAAUCCAUACUAGCAAUCAUGUAUCAUGUUGACGCGUUGUAAUAAUACAUUCGGUCUUUGUAUCACC
Molecule: messenger RNA, 446 nt
Organism: Lentinula edodes (shiitake mushroom)
Lineage: Eukaryota; Fungi; Basidiomycota; Agaricomycetes; Agaricales; Omphalotaceae
Exons: 2
Coding region: 53-328 (91 amino acids)
Source: RefSeq, a predicted model, not a curated record